Leptonychotes weddellii (Weddell seal) is the source of this 1810-nucleotide messenger RNA. Lineage: Eukaryota; Metazoa; Chordata; Mammalia; Carnivora; Phocidae. The record is from RefSeq and is a predicted model, not a curated record.
AUGUACCUGCUGGACGGCAGCAGCGAGCCCGCGUCUCCGCCUGCGGACGCGAUGCCGCGCGGGACGCCCCCCAGGAAGACGGUCUACCAUAUCUCCGUAACCAUGGUCAGGAAGGACCAGCUGGCCGCGCCGGGCCCCGACCCACGCCCGGCUCUGAGGCCGCGGCCCGCGCGCUCCCCUGAUGCGCCCGGACGGCUGGUGGAGGAGGCCGAGGAGGAGGCGGCCGACGCUGAGGACCCCGAGGGCCGCCGGCCGCGCGCCUGGGACUUCCGCACCUUCCGCACCCGCAGCACUGGGCAGCUGGAGCUCGGGCGGCUCCGGCCUUGCGCACGCGGCCUCGAGCCCGCGGACUUGGCCGGCAGCGUCCCGGCCGUGGAGGAGGGGCCCGGCUCGCCCGCGCCCGGCAGCCCCGACGUGGAGGGGGUCCGGGCCGCGCCCCUGCGGCGGAGCCUCAGUUUCAGGCACUGGAGCGGGCCCGAGGCGUCGCGGAGUCGGACCCUGGGCCGCGGGAGACGCCACAGCAGCUCCGGGAGCCUGGCCUGGGCGCCGGGUGGCGAGGCCUCGGCGGACUCCGGGGCCGCGGUGGAGCCCGCGGCGCCAGCGCAGCCCGCCUCGGAGAAGCGCAACACCCUGGAUGUGGGCGAGGUGCUCAGCAAGAACGAAGCGCUCUCGGACCUGGAGCGCUGGGAGCGCAGCAAGAGCAAGAACCGCACGCUGGACAACAGCGACCUGCAGCGGCUGGAGCGCGCGCGGGCGGCGGCCGCGGGCCCCGGCGCCGCUUCGGAGCACCGGCUGCUGCGCUUCUUUAGCGGCAUCUUCGCGCGCAGGGAUGGCGCGCCCGGCGGCGGUUCCUCUCCCCGGAGCGGCGGCGCCUCGCGGCCCCGCGGCUACUUCAGCAGCCUGCGGCGGGCCCCAGCCGACGCGCACUCGUCCAGCGCGGAGAGCAUCGACGGGUCCCCGCGCAGAGAUGCCUUUGUGAAUAGCCAGGAAUGGACGUUAAGUCGAUCUGUCCCAGAGCUCAAAGUGGGGAUCGUGGGUAAUUUGGCCAGCGGCAAGUCGGCCCUGGUGCACCGGUAUCUGACGGGCACGUAUGUCCAGGAGGAGUCUCCCGAAGAUAUGGAUGCAGGUGGCCGAUUCAAGAAAGAGAUUGUUGUUGAUGGACAGAGCUACCUGCUGCUGAUUAGAGAUGAAGGGGGCCCCCCAGAGGCGCAGUUUGCCAUGUGGGUGGAUGCUGUGAUCUUUGUCUUCAGCUUAGAGGAUGAGAUAAGCUUCCAGACCGUUUACCACUACUACAAUCGGAUGGCCAACUACCGGAACACGAGCGAGAUCCCUCUGGUUCUGGUGGGGACCCAGGAACUUAGCUCGGCCUCGGCCCGGGGCAUGCUGCUGAAGCGGAGCGGCAAAUCACUGAACAAGGAGUGGAAAAAGAAAUACGUCACCCUGUGUGACAAUGGUGUGCUGACGUACCACCCAAGUUUACAUGAUUACAUGCAGAACGUUCAUGGUAAAGAGAUUGAUCUUCUGAGAACCACUGUGAAAGUCCCAGGGAAGAGGCCACCCCGAGCCACGUCGGCCUGCGCGCCCAUCUCCAGCCCUAAAACUAAUGGCCUGUCCAAGGACAUGAGCAGUUUACACAUCUCACCAAAUUCAGGGAAUGUCACUAGUGCGUCUGGGUCUCAGAUGGCCAGCGGCAUCAGCCUGGGCUCCUUCGGCAGCCGGCAGGACGGCAUGCAGCAGCGCUCCUACUCUGUCUCCAGUGCCGACCAGUGGAGUGAGGCUACGGUCAUUGCAAACUCGGCCAUCAGCAGUG